Cylicostephanus goldi is the source of this 468-nucleotide messenger RNA. The record is from the annotation of a GenBank genome assembly. NCBI's taxonomy places the organism in Eukaryota, Metazoa, Nematoda, Chromadorea, Rhabditida, Strongylidae.
AUGUCGCUCUCGCUCUGGCAAGUUCCUCGCCUGAUGGAUCGUUUCAUGGACGAUUAUAUCCACGAGAUGAAUCGCAGCAUUUUCCCUUACUGGAGGAAUGCUGACCAUUCCAGGCUUCAUGUUGGCAAUGAUACGCAACAGAGGUUGGCUUUCUCUGUUCAGGUAAUCGACGAUGAAAAGAAGUUUGCUGUCUCACUCGAUGUCUCACAAUUCCGUCCCGAGGAUCUAAAGGUGCAGCUCGAUGGUAGAGAACUUACUGUGGAAGGGAAGCAGGAGCAUAAAGGUGAAAACAGCUUCAUUCACAGAUCCUUCAUCCGCAAAUGGACGCUUCCAGAAACUGUAGAUUUGGAGUCCGUGCGCACGCAACUAAGCGAUAUAGGACACUUGUGCAUUGAAGCUCCUAAGGCAGAUCCGGAAAGGCCAAAUAGAAGAAACAUUCCGAUCAUGCCUGCUCCGUCGAAGAAUUAA